AUGAAGCGGACCACCCUGGUCUCCAUCUGCAUGCUCGUCGGUGCCUGCGGGACCUUAGCCAACUCGCGGGCGGCGAACUUCAGCUCGCUGCUUUUCUGUCGCGGCGCGGUGGGCGCUGCGGUGGGCGGGCUGCUGCCGGCCAGCUUCGCCAUCAUCGGGGACAUGUACCCCGCAGAUGAGCGGCCUCAUGCAAUCGCCAUGCUGGCCGUAAUCUCUGGCAUGGGACCGGCUAUGGGCCAGGCUUUAGCCGGCUUUCUGGGCUCCAGUGCAGGGUGGAGGGCGCCUUUUGCGCUGGUGGGGGCUGCAGGCUUGGGCAUCACCCUCCUCUUGUUCGCCCUUCAAAAGGAGCCGAACAAGGUGGAAGAGGUGGAGCUCGAGAAUGAGCCUUCUACCAGCUACUGCACCUCCCUGUGCUCUGCACUGGCGAAGCCCACGGUGAUCUUGACCUGCCUACAAGGCAUCUUUGGUUGCGUGCCUUGGGCCGUGAUCGGCACGUUCCUGGCCGACUUUCUGGCCACCAACGCGAAUAUGGGCGUCCCGGGGGCCACCACCGUGCUCUUCAGCUUUGGCGUGGGCUGCUUAACUGGCACUGCCAUCGGUGGCAAGUUGGGACAGCAUUUGUACAGAAAAGACAAGCGUCUACAAGCCUGGCUCAUGGGCCUCACCGUGUGGGGCGGAAUGCUGCCGUUCCUGUUCCUCUUUUCUUCUGCCGGCUCUUGGGGCCACCCUGUGCUCUUCUACAUCCUGGCGCUUGCCGGCGGGAUCCUAGCGCCGAUUGCAGGGAGCAACGCGAAAGCUGUGCUUCUGAAUACCGUGGCGACGCGGUCUCGAGGGACUGUUUUCGGUGUGUACAACAUCAUGGACGACCUGGGAAAAGGUAGAGAACUGCCCAUGUAG
Molecule: messenger RNA, 897 nt
Organism: Symbiodinium natans
Lineage: Eukaryota; Dinophyceae; Suessiales; Symbiodiniaceae
Source: the annotation of a GenBank genome assembly